AUGGGGAAGGAAAGUAUAGUAAAAGUUGCAGCGAUUGGUAUUACAAUAUUGUUGUUAUCCAUUUUGCAGGUGACAAUGGCGGUGAAGCAAACAUACAUCGUUCAGAUGGCUGGAGACGAACGGCCAAAGAGUUUCCCCGAUCACUCGACGUGGUAUGCCUCGUCUCUGGCGUCUGUGUCCGAGACAGCCGAGACGAGUUAUAUUUACGAGAAUGUUUUUGAUGGCUUCUCCACCAUCCUCACUUCCGAGGAGGCUGACCUGAUGAAGGGCCUUGAGGGGGUGAUAUCUGUUAUCCCAGAGACAAUCCACACGCUCCACACAACCCGGACCCCUCGGUUUCUUGGUCUCGAGAAAUCGAGCUCACUCCUUCCGGAUCCCCAACUUGUGAGUGAAGUCGUUGUUGGGGUCCUGGACUCUGGCGUGUUGCCACAACACCCGAGCUUCAGUGACAAGGGGCAGCUGGGACCCAUCCCGAGUAGCUGGAAAGGGGGAUGUGAAGGGACAAUCGAUUUCCCGAAAUCCAGCUGUAACAGGAAAUUGGUUGGGGCGAUGUCCUUCUCGAAAGGGUACCAAUUUUAUCUCAAUUACAGUGGGAAUAAGAAUAGCGAGCCAAUAUCCCCACGGGACUACGAUGGCCACGGGACCCACACCGCAAGCACUGCUGUCGGGUCCCCUGUCCAAGGCGCCAACCUGCUGGGCUUCGCUAGCGGGACGGCGCGGGGGAUGGCAUCCACUGCUCGGGUCGCAUCAUACAAAGUCUGCUGGAAAUUCGGGUGUUUCGGUUCCGACAUACUGGCAGGUAUGGACCGUGCCAUCAAAGAUGGCGUCCACGUGUUGUCGUUGUCCAUUGUUGGCGGUCCAACUGAUUACGACGAGGAUGUGUUCUCACUUGGAGCUUUCGCUGCAACUGAUAGAGGCAUCCUCGUUUCGUGCGCCGCAGGAAACGAUGGCCCCGACCCGUACAGCACGGGAAGCAUUGCACCGUGGAUAACGAGCGUCGGUGCGGGGACCCUUGACCGCGACUUCCCGGCGGAUGUCAUGCUCGGGGACAGAACGAGUUACGCCGGCACCUCACUCUACAGCCUUCGAAAGCCACUGUCUGGUGAUCUCGUGUACGCUGGAUAUGUGAGCAACAACGGCAGCAAUCUUUGCAUUAACGGGACCCUCACCCCAGAGAAAGUUAGAAAUAAGAUUGUGUUGUGUGACCGCGGGGUGAAUUUCAGAGAAGAGAAAGGCGCAGUGGUGAAAGAAGCUGGGGGUUUAGGGAUGAUUUUGGCUAAUACUGACAAGGAAGGGGAGGAGAUGGAAGCAGACGCUCACAUGAUCCCGGCCUUGAUGGUCGGCGCAAAGUCGGGGCGUGGGAUAAGAAGGUAUUUGUUGUCCUAUAGAUCCAAUGCCAAGGCCACCAUUAUGUUGCGAGGGGACGUCAAGCCUUCCCCGGUUGUCGCAGCCUUCAGCUCUAGGGGACCCAACCUUAUCACCCCCGAAAUCCUAAAACCGGACCUCAUUGCGCCCGGGGUGAGCAUCCUAGCUGGAUGGACAGAUGCUGAGGGUCCCACCGGCUUAGAUAUCGACAAACGCAGAGUCUUAUUCAACAUAAUCUCUGGCACGUCCAUGUCGUGCCCCCACGUCAGCAGCCUCGCGGCCCUGCUAAAGGCGGCCCACCCUGAGUGGAGCCCUGCCGCAAUUUGUUCGGCUCUCAUGACCACGGCUUACUCCAAUUACGAGGACGGGAGCCCGUUGCUGGAUGCAGCCACCAGCAACGCGUCCACCCCAUUCGAUCAUGGUUCCGGGCAUGUGUCCCCUAUCACCGCCCUCAACCCAGGCCUAACCCUUGCAGGGAAAACAACAAAAUUUCGUUGCCAGCCCAAAAAAUCAUACAGCGUCAACGACCUCAAUUACCCUUCCUUUGUAGCCACCAUUUCCCCAUCUGGAAAUUGUAAAACAACCGUGGUUUUUAGGAGAACACUCACAAACGUGGGAGAAAAUGGGACGACAUACCGAGUCUCGAUAUAUUCACCAAGACCGUCAGCCACGAUUUCUGUUACUCCUAAAACAUUGGUUUUCAGCCAAAAGAACGAAGCAAAGUCUUACAAGUUGACGGUGGUAGCAACCCAGAUGUCGCUCGGUACAAAUGCGUUCGGCAGAAUCGAAUGGUCGGAUGGGAAUAAUGUGGUGGGGAGUCCAGUUGCUAUCGCGGUCGUUUCGCCGUGUUGUCAGCCUCCUUACCGUCGAACUCCAUCGGGAUGGCCGCGAGAUUAUCAAAUACAGCAGCCGAGUAAUUGCCGGAAGUUACGAUCCCCAGAUCCGCCGGUUAGAUCGGAGCCGUCACCGUACUCGCCGGUCGCCAAGCAAUCCGACACAUUGGCCUGGACGACGGCGGCGGGCGGUGUCUGGUGGCCGGUCAUUGAAGAUGAUUGUGGGAGUAUUCACGGACGUGGCCGCGAGGUCCUUCACGGCCAAUUCACGGCGGCCAGAAUUUUGGAAGGCUGUGUAAUUUUCGUCAGCGGCUGUGAGAGAAUCGCGGCGGCGGGGAGACCGGCAGUGCAACAAUUUCACGGCGAAAUAGGUGGAGCUUCCGGCGGGGCAACAAUGGCGACGGUGGACUUGUGGUGUUCUGCGCGACGAAAAUGGCGGAGUGAGCGCCGUUCACGGAAGCUUGAGGAGACUACGUUGUCUGGCGGAGAUGCGGCUGCGAUAUGGUCGGAGUCACUGCCUGAGAUUUUGUGCGUGAGUGUGUGUGUGUGGUUUACGUCUGUGUGUGCUCUGCAGAUAAUGGCAACCUCACCGGAGAUUUUGGACGUCGACGGCGACGGCUACUGA
Molecule: messenger RNA, 2823 nt
Organism: Striga asiatica
Lineage: Eukaryota; Viridiplantae; Streptophyta; Magnoliopsida; Lamiales; Orobanchaceae
Source: the annotation of a GenBank genome assembly